AUGGUGAAGCCGCGCAUCUUGUCGGCGUGGACGCCGUCGAAGCGGCGCGUCCGCGAGGACCUGGAGAUGCACCUCGAGGAGGCGGAGCAGCAGCUCGAGCAGCAGCGGCGCGAGGGCGAGCGCCUGCGGCGCGUCAAGGACGCCUUCGACGCGUCGCUGGAGCUGCGGAGCCGGGAGCUGGAGCUCGCGCUCGAGGACGUGAACCGCUGCAAGCGCUCGAGGAGCGUCGGCGGCGGCGUCAUCGACGACGAGCCGUGCCUCGACCCGAGCCAGCUCACGUCCGCGUUGGUCGCGCUCUACGGCCAGGUCGCGGCGCUCGAGCAGCGGCUCCGCGCGCGGAAGGGCGAGACGGAGGCGCUCGACGCGCGCAUGAAGCGGGCCGACGUCGGCGCCGAGAAGCGCGCCGCCGACGCGCUCCGGGGCGAGAUCGAGGCCGCGCAGCGGCGCUACGAGCUCGCGGCGCCGGACCGGUCGCGGUCGCCCGCGCCGGCGCCGGGCGCGUUCCCCGACGCGCCCGACGGCGCCAGCGAGGACGGGCUGGACGAGGAGCUGGACCUCUACGAGGACGCGCCGGCGCCCUACGGCACGAUGGCCGCCGCGGCGGAGCCGCCGCCGCGGGGCCGGCCGCGGCGGGGCCCGCGGCCGCGCGCGCGGCGGCCCGCGGCCGAGGCGCGCGUCUACCGGCGGAACCGGGGCCUCGUGGCCGCGGAGCUGGCGAGCGAGCGCGCGAAGACGGAGCGCCUGGCCGUCGUCGCGCGCGAGCGGAAGCGGCGCGAGGCGCGCGACGAGCGCGACGUCCGCACGUGGGAGGAGCUCGAGCGGGAGCGCCUCGACGAGAUCAAGCGGCUCAAGCGCCAGCUCCGCGAGGAGCGCACGCGGACGCGGCGGCAGCGGCGCACGGAGCGGCGCCAGGCCGAGCUCGACGAGGACUUCGCGCGGCUCACGGGCGCCGCGUCGACGUUGCGGCGGUCGCCGCGCGGCGACGGGGACCGGGGGGACAACUCGCAGGCGUCGCGGCCCAAGGCGCCGGCGACGCUCGAGGUCGUGCCCAGCGGGUCCAGCGUCGAUCUCCACGGCCUCGCGCGGUCCAUUUUGGCCGAGUCGGCCGCGCGGUCGGCCGCCGUCGGCAAGGGCGAGGAGCUGCUGUUCCGCGCGGUCGUCUGGGACGACUACCGCGUCGUCCGCGACCGGCUCUUCCUGGACCUGCGGUGCCCCGCGGACCGCCACGAGGUCGUCGCGGACCUCGUGGAGAUCAUGUUCGCCGCGGACGUCGCCUCGGCGCGGUGCGCCGACGGCGCCGCGGGCGACGGCGACGAGCCCGCGCCGUCGCCGCGCGCCGAGGGCCCGCGCGGCGGCGGCGGCGGGGCGACGGCGCCCUGCAGCUUCGAGCUGCUGCUCCACGAGGGCGCGGACUGCGGCGACGUCGCGCGCGCCAUCGACGCCUCCGCGGCGCUGGCCCACGUCGCCUGGCGCGCGUCCUACGACGUCGCCGGCGACCGCCGGGGCGGGAAAAGAGAGCGACAUCCCCAACUUCAAAGGCUCCGAUCUCGGCCGUUCUCCGCUCGCGACUGGCUCGUGAUCCACGCGAAGAACGCGCCGUCGCGGAAGGAGGUGCUCGCGGAGCUCCAGCGCCUCUUCCCCAGCGGCCGCCGGGGCAGCGCCCUCGUCGCCGCGGUGGCCGCCGUCGCGCGCGACGCCGACGAGCCCGCGGGCGCGACGCUCCCCUGGGGCGCGUCGCCGCCCGCGCCGCGGCCGGCGCCCGCGCCCGCGCCGCGGGUCCCGGAUCCCGCGCCCCCGCGGAGCGACCCGCCGCCCCCGCGGAGCGACCCGCCGCCGCCGUCGCGGGCGACCGUCGGCCCCAUCGCGGAGAUCCCGCCCUUCCGGGGCGGCGCGCCCGCCGACGAGCCCGCGCCGUCGCGGCCGCCGCCGACCACCAAACUCGCGGAGAUCCCGCCGUUCCGCCCCCGGGACGAGCCCCCGAUCCACGAGGAGGAGAACGUCGAGGAGCCCGGCGUCGACGAGGACGUGGACGCCGACCGGUGCACGUACCACGUCAAGUUCCGGCCCGGCGCGGACCCCUACGAAGUCGCCGCGAAGCUGUUCGCGGUCGCGGCCGUCGCGGACGCGGGCGUCGUCUGGGACCCGGGCAGCGUCGUCGCCAACGCCGGGGACAACCGCUUCCUCGUGACCUGCACGCUCCCCGAGGACGUGUCGCGCGACUUCAUGUACCGCGAGCUCCAGCGGAACCUCGUGCCGCUGUCCGGCAGGUCCAUGGGCCUCGUGACGUUCGUGGACCUCGCCUACGACUGGGACGAGCCGGACCCGGCCAAGGAGAUCGUCACGCUCGACGCGGCGAAGCUCGCGGCCCUCGUCGACCGGGAGCAGCGCGAGCCGUCGGCGCAGUUGGGCGCGUCGCGCGGCUCGGACGCGUCCGACGACUUCGGCGCGAGGUUGGCCCGCGCGGGCCUCGGCUCCGUCGCGGAGGGCCUGCGGGCCGAGGGCGUCGACGACCUGCAGACGCUCGCGAAGAUGACGGAGGCCGAGGUCGACGCGCUCGCCCGGGACCUGGGGCUCAAGGUCGGCUUCGCCGUCAAGCUCAAGGGCCUCCGCGCGGAGGCCGUCGCGCGGAAACGGCUGAGCCAGGCGCCGAGCCGCCACUCCGUCAUGUCCCAGUUCGACCUCGAGCCCCUGGCGCCGGGCGCCCGCGUGUUGGCGCGCCACGGCGACGACGCCUUCUUCUCCGAGGGCGCCGUCGAGGCCGUCGACGGCGAGUCGUACGGCGUGCGCUUCGACUUCGGCGCCGUCGGCGACGACAUCCCCCGGCGGCGGAUCUUCACGGCGAACCAGGUCCAGGACGCGGCGCUGCCCGUGGGCGAGACCGUCGACGCGCUCGUCGAUGGCGAGGACGACGCGCGCGUCGCGACGGCGACGGUCGUCGCCGUCGACGGCGACGCGUACCACGUCGUCUUCGAGGACCCGGAGUUGGGGGAGGCGUCUUUGACGCGCGACCAGGUCUGGGGCGCGUUCCACGACCGGCCCGCCGUCGACCCGGCGGCGCUCCUCCUCGACGACCCGCCGUCGCCGCUGAAGAUGUCGCCGCGCGACGACCCGGCGGCGGAGGAGCCGGAUGAACCGGAGGAGCCGGAGGAGCCGGACGCGGAGGAGGACCCGGAGCCGGCGGAGGCGCCGCCGCGGCCCGGGGACCUCGUCGCCGUCCCCGGCGGCUUCGCCCUCGCGGCCCACGACCACGACCACGACCACGAAAACGCCCCGGCGGCGCCGGAGCCGGAGCAAGAGCGGGACGACCCGCCGUCGCCGCAGAAGCCGCCGCCGCGCGGCGUCGUCGAGGCGCGGCGCUGGGCGCUCGUGCCCGAGGCCGCGGCCGUCGACGCCGCGGCCGUCGACGCGGUCCUCGCGGACUGGGGCGUCAUCGCCCCCGACGACGACGUCGCCGUCCGCGCCGAGGCGACGACCGGCGGCCUCGCGCUCGUCGCCGAGGCCUCCGUCGCGGGCUUCCCCUGGGCGUGGCUCGACGAGCAGCUCCAGGACCGCUUCGCCGAGUUCCCCGACGUGCUCAAGAGCCUCGCGCUCCAGCCCGCCGACCAGUCGCCGCGGGACAAGUCGCCGCGGCGCGGCGGGGCCGUGUCCGCGCCAACGCGCGCGCUGUCGCCGCGCGCGGACAACUCGCCGCGCCGCGACGCCGUCGUCCCGGACGCGGCGCCGGCGGAGCCGCCCGCGCGGCCGGAGAAGGAGAACGCCCCGGAGCCCGACGCGACGCCGCGGCGCGACGCCGUCGUGUCCGCGCCGACGCGCGCGCUGUCGCCGCGCGCGGACAACUCGCCGCGCCGCGACGCCGUCGUCCCGGACGCGGCGCCGGCGGAGCCGCGCGGGCGGCCGGAGAAGGAGAACGCCCCGGAGCCCGACGCGGCGCCGCGGCGCGACGCCGUCGUGUCCGCGCCGACGCGCGCGCUGUCGCCGCGCGCCGACAACUCGCCGCGGCGCGACGCGCUCGUGCCCGGCGGGGAGCCGCCCAAGGCCGCGCCGCGCGCCGACGGCUCGCCGCGCCGCGACGCCGUGCUGCCGAGCGACGCCGCCGUCGGCGCGCCGCCGGAGCAGGGGACCGCGCCCGCCGUCGCGGCGGGGCCGGCGCCCGAGCCGCUCCCCGCGGACUACCUCGCGCCGGGCGCGCGCGUCGAGUGCCGCUACAUGGCGACGUCCGAGUUCUACGGCGGCGUCGUCGCGUCCUACGUCAACGGCCGCUACACCGUGGAGUACGACGACAUGGGCACGGAGCACGGCGUCGACCGGCUCCGGCUCCGGCUGCCCGGCCAGGCCAUGGCGCCGCCCGCGGUGGACGCCGUCGUCGACGCGUGGCACCCCGGGUCCAACUGCGUGCGCCGCGCGUCCGUCGUCGGCCUCGGCGCGGAGCGGGUCACGGUCAAGUUCGACGACGACGGCGUCGUCCACGACGUCGGCCGCGGCAGCCUCUUCGGCGCGUUCCUGCCCCCGGGCCUCGUCCCCGAGCCCGCGGCGUCGGAGACGCCGCGCCCGGGCGGCGCCGACGCGCUCUCGCCGGCCGCGCCCGACGGGCCCCUGUCGCCGUCGUUCCGCGAGGCCGCGCCGCUCGCGCCCAUGCGCGUCGGCGACGCCGUCGAGUGCCGCUACCUCGACACGGCCGAGUUCUACGCCGGAAAGAUCGUCGCCGACGACGGCGACGGCGCGUUCGCCGUCCACUACGACGACGGCGACGACGAGGCGCGCGUGCCCCGGCGGAAGCUCCGCUACGCGGGCCAGGCCAUGGCCGACGGCCUCGCGCUCGGCGAGACCGUCGACGCGGCCUGCGCGGCGCGCGACGGCGCGGUGCUCCCGGGCAUGGUCGUCGAGGUCUACAAGGGCGGCAACUACAAGGUCAACUUCGACGACGCGGACCUCGACGAGGUCGUGCUCCCCCGUGACGCCAUCUUCUCGGGCUUCUACGGCGACGCGGCCGAGCCCGCGGCCGACGCGGAGCCCGCGGCGCCCGCGGAGCCCGCGGAGCCGGAGCCCGCGGCGCCGACCCCGAUCGCGUUCAGCGGCUCCGCGGCCGACAUGCUCAAGUCCAUGGGCGCGGCCGUGCCAGAGCAGCAGCCGCAGACGUCCCUCGAGGACGCGCGCGCGGCGAAGCAGAAGCUCGACGCGGACAAGGUCUGCACGGACGAGCACUGCACGGAGGACCACGCGCACGGCCACGACCACGGCGACGGCGAGGUCUGCACGGAGGACCACGGCCACGGCGGCCACGACCACGGCGGCGACCACGCGAGCCACGACCACGCGAGCCACGACCACGCGAGCCACGACCACGACAGCCACGACCACGACCACCACGAGGAGGAGCCGGCCCACGCCCACGAUCACCACGAAGAAGACUCCGGCCACAAACACGAUGAGCCGGCCCACGCCCACGAUCACCACAAGGAGGAGCCGGCCCACGCCCACGAUCACCACGAGGAGGAGCACGAACACGAGGAGGAGCCGGCCCACGCCCACGACGACGACGCGGUCCACGCCCACGACGACGACGACGAGCCCGAGCCGACGGUCGUGCGCCCGGCGCAGCCGGCCCUCGCGCCCGGCACGCGGGUCAUGUGCCGCUACGGCAACGACGCGGAGUUCUACGCGGGCGUCGUCGACGGCGGCGGCGGCGGCGCCUACUCCGUCGCCUACGACGACGGCGACGUCGAGACGGCCGUCGCGCGGCGCCGGCUCUACGUGCCCGGCCAGGUGCAGGCCGAGGCGCUCGAGGUCGGCGAAACCGUCGACGCGGUCUGCGACGCGCGCGACGGCGACGUGCUCCCGGCGACCGUGGCGUCCCGGUUCGACGACGGCACCUACGAGGUCGCCUUCGACUUCGGGCCCGGCGCCGUGGUCCCGCGGUCCAAGAUCUUCGGCGAGUUCCACGACCCGGAGCGCGCCGCGUCGCCGCGGCCGAAAAUGGCGACGCCCGUGAAGGCCCUCGCGGCCCGGGCGCCCGACGUCGUCGAGCCCGUCGAGGGCCCCGACGCGCCGGCGUCGCCGGACGUCGUCGAGGACGUCGAAAAGCCCGGCGUCGACGACGCGCUCGCCGUCGGCCGCCGCAACAACUACGAGACGCCCAAGGGCGAGGCGCUGACCUUCGACAACGACGACUUCUCGCCGAAGAAGGCGAAGAAGCCCGUCCUCCACGACCACCACGCCAAGCAGGCCGCGCCGCCGUCGCCGAAGGUCGCCGAGGCGCGGGGCCUCGCGGCGCGCGGCGCCGAGGACGCCGUCCGCGAGGCCGCGGCCGGCGUCCUCGCGGCCUCGCCGAGCCGCGAGGCGUUGGAUGACGGCGCGGCGCCCCUGGCCAUGGGCGCCAAGGUCCUCGCGCGCUACGGCGAGGAGCGGACCUUCUACCCCGCCGUCGUCACGGGCGUGCACGCGCGGUCGUACGCGAUCCUCUUCGACGACGGCGACCGCGACGACGACGCGCCGCGGCGGCGGCUCAAGCUCCGGGGCCAGCGCCAGGUCCGCGACCUGGCGCCGGGCACGGCCGUCGACGCCGUCCGCAAAUCCGCGGACGGCCGCGUCGUCGCGGCCGCCGUCGUCGCCGCGGGCGCCGGCGGCUGCCGCGUGCGCUUCGCCGACGACGGCGCCGAGGAGACCGCGGACCGCGACGACGUCUUCGGGCCCUUCGUCGACGACCGCGACGCGGCGCCCGUGGGCACGGUCUGCGACUGCCGCGAGGCCGAGGGCGGCGCGUACGCGCCGUGCACGGUCACGGCCGUCGACGCGGCGACGGGCUCGCACACGGUCUGGCACGCCGACGCGCGGCGCGAGGAGGCCGGCGUGUCCCGGCGGCGCCUGCGCCUGCGGGGCAUGGUGCCGCCGUCGCGGCUCGACGUCGGCGAGGAGGUCGACGCGUGGCGGUCGACGACCGGGUCCGUCGUCGCGGGAGUCAUCGUCUACGCGCACGCGAACGGCUCCUACACCGUGCGCUUCGACGACGACGACGCGGAGCACAUCGUCGAGUUCGCCGCCAUCUUCGCCGAGGGCGUCUUCCCGGAGCUCGCCGCGUCGCCGCGCUACGUCGGCGACAGCGCGCGCGCGCCCCCGAGCCCGCGCGUCGACGCGCCCGCGGUCGUCGCGCCGCCGCGCGAGGGCGCGGAGGAGCCCGCGGCCGAGGAGCCCGCGGCCGAGGAACCCGCGGCCGAGGAGCCCGCGGCCGAGGAGCCCGCGGCCGAGGAGCCCGCGGCCGAGGAACCCGCGGCCGCGACGCCGGCGAAGGCCGCGGCGGCGAGCCCGCGGCCCGCCGCGGCGCCGCUCGAGGCCGGCGCGGCCGUCUUCUGCCGGUUCCAGCAGGACGCGGAGUUCUACCCGGCCACCGUCGUGCGCGACAACGGCGACGGGACCUACGCGGUCCUCUUCGACGACGGCGACGAGGACGACGCCGCGAACCGGCGGGCCAUCUACCGCCCGGGCCAGCAGCAGCACCAGAUCCUCGUCGCGGGCGAGCGGGUCGACGCGGUCUGCCCCGGCCGCGACGACCUCGUGCUGCCGGGCCGCGUCGAGGCGGACCUCGGCGGCGACCGCUACGCCGUGCGCUUCGACGCCGGCUCCGGGAGCCCCCGGGGCCCCGAGGAGCUGCCGCGGACGCAGAUCUUCUCCGACUUCUACGACGUGCCGGCGCCGCGGCCGCUCACGGCGCCGCCGCCGGACAUACAGAUCGACGUGCCCGCCGCGGCGUCGCCGCGGUCCCUCGAGAGCCACGAGCACCACCUCAUGGCGAGCGACGCGGACCACCCGACGAGCCCGCACGCGGGCGCGUUCGACGACGUCGACAAGCAGAGCCACAUCAGCUCCGCGGCCUUCAGCGAGCACAUGGAGGCGCAGUUCGACGACGCCUUCGACGCCUUCAACGACCAGGAGGGCUUCCCGCCGGACUCCGCGUCGAGCGGCGGCUUCGACCGCGGCGAGGACCACGUGCGCGAUGGGGCAGCUCAUCAUGCAAUGAGAACGCUAAAAGCACGCGUGCUCGCGCUCGCGGCGCUCGCGGGCUCGUCGACGGAGCUCUGCGACGAGGCCAUCGCCGUGGCGCGCAAGCUCGAUUCGAAGAAGGCGCUGGCGGCCCUCGACGGCGCGCGGGCGCGGCGCCUCGCCUGCGUCGACGACGUCGUCGCGCCCUUCGCCAUGUGGGCGGCGCGCGCCGGCGACGACGCCCUCGCGAAGAACGACCUCAAGGCCAGCGUGGGCCUGCUGGGGGUCGCGCGGUCGCUGGCGCCGACGGAUCCCACGCUGGCCGCGAAGUUCGUCACGGCCCUGCAGUGGGCCGGCUACGCGACGACGGCCGACGGCGUCGUCGCCGCGGCCCUCGGCGCGGGCCUCUGGCCGUCGAAGUGGCAGCGGCCGUCGGAGUACGACGCGGCGCUCGCGUCCGCGCCGUUCCCGGCCGCGCCGCCCGCGCUCCGCGCGUGCGUGGACGACCUCGAGGCGGCGUACGCGGCGCGCGGCGACGCCAUGCGCGCCGAGGCGGCGGCGCUCCUCGCGGACGCGCGCGAGCCGCGCGAGGGCCUCCAGGCGCCCGGCGGCGGUUCGUGGCUGUACGUCGUUUUGGACGCGGCCGCCGACACGGCGCUCGGCGCGGCCGCGCGGCGCCUCGAGGCGACCUGCGGCCUCCAGAACGCGGGCGUGUCGAGCCUCGACCCCGGCGCGCACCUCCGCCCGCACACGGGCCCGACGAACCGGCGCUGGAGCCUCCACCUCGGCCUCGACGUCGCGGAGGCCGACGAGGCGCGGCUGGAGCUCCUCGUCGGCGGCGAGCGGCGCGAGCGGCCCUGGCGCCAGGGGUCCGUCGUCCUCUUCGACGACUCCUUCGAGCACGAGGUCCGCCACGGCGGCGCCGCGCGGCGCGUCGUCCUGGACCUCUCCGUCCCCCACCCGGACCUCGGGAGGGACGCGUCCAUGUACCGGGAUGAGUCCUACACCCUGAUCGCCAACUACAUGCCCGAGACCGACGUCGUGCCCCACUCCGAGGUCGACCUCGACAUGGAGGAGAUCUCCGCGGCCGUCGACUCCUACGACUGGACGCAGGCCGAGUUCGUCUACUCGAACGGCGGCGGCGGCCUCUGCUCCUCGUCGGACAUCACGACGACGGACACGACGGACUCGUGCUACGGCCACACGACGGCCGACGCCAAGGGCAACUCCGUCAAGGACAACGGCGCGAUCCGCACGCUCCGGGGCUUCGCGACGUCCGGCGCGUCGAAGAUGGCCGAGGAGACGUGGUGGCCCGUCUACAAGAACUACUGGGGCGACGACGACUACGCCGACACCUUCGUGCUCAAGGCCUUCGACGGCGGCGCCUGGGCCAGCAAGGACGACCUCAUGCGCGCGGAGCUCGUCAAGAAGGGCGUCGCGUACCAGGCGGUCUGGAUGUACGUGCUCCACGAGUUCGAGGACGCGAUCAAGGACUGCCUCAGCGGCGACAUCUACGACAACGACGCGACGACGGCUGGCGACUCGCCCCACGCCUGGGACGAGGGCUGGGCCUUCUACGCGGGCUCCAUCGAGGGCACGGACGGCUCCGGUUCGGGCCAGAUGCUCUUCCAGCUCGCCGAGAAGCGCUGCGCUGACUUCGGCACGUGCGCCGACGGCAUCACGGGCGACGCCAACGUCAACACCAAGGCCCUCACCUACGCCGAGCUCGGCCGCGACAAGAUCCUGCUCGGCAUGUGCAGCGACGUCGCCACGGAGUUCGACCUCAUCGUCGACCAGAUGACGAUCCCCCUCAUCCAGGGCAUGCUCAAGUACGCGUUCAAGGCCGACCCGGCGAACACGCAGGGCUCGUGCACGGACGGCGACUGCCCCAAGGAGUGGGCCGAGGGCUGGGCCUUCGCCGCCGCCGUGCUCCCGCGCAUCCACUACUGCUCGUCGAGCGUCGCGGAGGUCAUCGUGGACAACCUCUCCGUGGACGCGUCCGCGCCCAUGUCCGUCAACGGCUACGAGUACCUCAAGACCCAGGUCGAGAAGACCUACUCGUGCCUCGGCAUCACCUGCGCGGAGGUCGGCGAGUUCCAGAACACCGCGGGCGUCUACGACGGCAUGGACGCGUGCCUCGACAACUACGAGGUCAUCGCCGGCUACGAGCCCGCGACGGACGUCGUGCCCCACUCCAUGGUCGACCUCGACAUGGAGGAGAUCUCCGCGGCCGUCGACUCCUACGACUGGACGCAGGCCGAGUUCGUCUACUCGAACGGCGGCGGCGGCCUCUGCUCCUCGUCGGACAUCACGACGACGGACACGACGGACUCGUGCUACGGCCACACGACGGCCGACGCCAAGGGCAACUCCGUCAAGGACAACGGCGCGAUCCGCACGCUCCGGGGCUUCGCGACGUCCGGCGCGUCGAAGAUGGCCGAGGAGACGUGGUGGCCCGUCUACAAGAACUACUGGGGCGACGACGACUACGCCGACACCUUCGUCAUGAACGCCAUCAGCGGCGACUACGCGUCGCUGCCGGACAACAUGCGCGACCAGCUCAUCAAGAAGGGCGUCGCGUACCAGGCCGUCUGGAUGUACGUCAUGCACGAGUUCGAGGACGCGAUCUCCGACUGCCUCGCGGGCGACAUCUGGGACAACGAGGAGACGUCGGACGCGGGCGACUCGCCCCACGCCUGGGACGAGGGCUGGGCCUUCCUCGCGGGCUCCAUCGAGGGCACGGACGGCUCCGGCUCGGGCCAGAUGCUCUACCAGCUCGCCGAGAAGCGCUGCGCGGACUUCGGGACCUGCGUCUCCGGCACGUCCGGGGAGGCCAAGGCGAACCUCAAGGCCCUCGCCUACGCCGAGCAGGGCCGCGACAAGAUCCUCGACGGCGACUGCGUCACGGUCCAGUUCGAGUUCGACGAGAUCGUCAAGCAGCUCACGGUGCCCCUCGUCCAGGGCAUGCUCAAGUACGCGUUCAAGUCCGACCCGGCGAACUCGCAGGGCUCGUGCACGAGCGGCUCCUGCCCCAAGGAGUGGGCCGAGGGCUGGGCCUUCGCCGCCGCCGUGCUCCCGCAGGUCCACGAGUGCGACCACACCGUCGCGUCGAUGAUCGUCGCCAACCUCGACGUCAUGAACUCGGACCCCAUGUCCGAGAACGGCUUCGAGGAGUUCAAGGAGUCCGUCGAGUCCGUCUACUCGUGCAUGGGCAUCACCUGCGCCGACAUGGGCGAGUUCCAGAACUCCGCGGGCGUCUACGCGGGCAUGGACGCCUGCGUCGACGGCUCGGGCACGGUCACCUCCUCCUCCUCCAGCGACGACGACGACGACGUCGACGGCAUCCCCGUCGUCAUCGUCAUCAUCCUCGCGGCCGUCGCGCUCAUCCUCCUCCUCGUCGCCAUCGUCCUCUUCUUCCAGUGGCGCAAGACGGAGACAAAGCUCUACGAGCUCGUGGCCAACGGCGACAAGGCCUCGAACAACAUGCUCUAA
Molecule: messenger RNA, 11466 nt
Organism: Aureococcus anophagefferens
Lineage: Eukaryota; Pelagophyceae; Pelagomonadales; Pelagomonadaceae
Exons: 4
Coding region: 1-11466 (3821 amino acids)
Source: RefSeq, a predicted model, not a curated record